Messenger RNA from Cervus elaphus (red deer), 1573 nucleotides. RefSeq lists its product as uncharacterized. Lineage: Eukaryota; Metazoa; Chordata; Mammalia; Artiodactyla; Cervidae. The record is from RefSeq and is a predicted model, not a curated record. The coding region runs from base 790 to 1428 and encodes 212 amino acids. The transcript is spliced from 9 exons.
AGGGACGCACAGCCAAUCAGGGAGGGCGGCAGAGGAAAGCUGGGGAGGGCUCCAGGGCCCCUCUUUCCUCCUUCGCCCAAAUCCGCUCCAGCUGGUCAGGCUGGGCCGUGGCCCAGGAGGCUUGAGAGGGUUGGGGGGAAGAGAGAGAAGUUCUUGCCUCUACACCCAAGACAGAGGACAUCAAUUGGAUCCCUAGGCACAGUGCCUGGAACACAAUAGGUGCACGAAGUAUUUUUAUGAAAGGGUAAACGAAGAAAAGAGUGACAGGAAGUAAGAGAAAGAGGAAGGGAAGAUCAAUAAAAGUGGAGAAAAGACAAGAGGAAGAAAGAGGAUAUAAGAGAUGAUCUUCCUGUUUAUUGGAAAAGGCAUGCAAACCAGCAAAACAGAUGGCUAAUUGAGUAACUGAUGAACACAGCCGCCAUCCAGCCAUCCACCAAGUGGGUCCCACCGCUGGAGACUUAAGAACAUCCUGCAAAGCUUGGCUCCCUGAGACCCCUUCCAGCUCACCAGUUCAGCCUGAUGUUUUGGAAAAUGUCAAGAAGCAGCCUCCAUUUCAACUCUCUAUGAUUGUGAGGUACCAGACUCUGAAUUAAUCUCGUGGAGGAGAAAACCAAGUGAUGUGGCCUGAAAGUGUUUGCCCUGCUGAGGCCCAAAGACUCCUUCUGAACAAAUGACCUUCGGUAGCCCUGUAAACCAUAGGCACAUCUUGGAUGCUGCUGCAGUCUAGGAGAGUCAGGGCCCUCACUAUGUCAUUGUUCCUUGCAAAGCAAAACUAAAACAGCAUACCACAUGGGAUGCAAAGAUGUUUUGAACAAAACCAGCACUUCAGAAAAGUCCCUGCAACUUCUGCUGUUUUCCAAGCCUAGGUUAUCAAAUUCAACAGUUACACCUGACACACCUGUAAUGUCUUCUGAUUUUUGUGAAAUGCUGUCUUCAGUCCUCUUCUCUGUGGAGACAAAGGAGCAUUCUCCAGCACCGUCUGCCUGUGUGAGAGUUUGUGUCCACGUGUGUCCCCAACACUGUAGCGUCUUCUCGGUGCCCCAGCUGUCCCUUGGGCAACUGUUUUCCAUUUGCUGGAUGCUUCUGUCUACAGGCCUGGCUGUGCCAUGUCAGCAUUUCUGGGAUGGAUCAAGGACUUCUAGGAAGGUUGAGUUAGAACCACGAGUUCUGUUUCCAGACCAUAAGGAGCCUAUGGGACACAGCAUCAUUCAGCUGAAGCUCCCAGUGCAGAAAUACAGUGUGGGUGGCAAUCAGGCAUUCCCUUACAGAGGCCUAAUGGAUAUCACCAUGCAUCCAGCAAUGAUGUACUCCCCAUCUGGUCCUUAUUUUCUUAUCCAUUACCUCCUUCAAUCCUCUUGUUUGAUCCUAGAAUACCGGACCCACCCAUCCAUCCAUCCAUCCAUCUGUUUGUGUUUGAUCUUUGCCUAAGACUGUGGUCCUGCCCCACAGGUGCAGUUCUCAGGCAUGGUCCAUACAGUCUCUCAGAGGCCUCCAGCAAGGCUGAGCGACUGACACCUACAGCGUCAGUCUGCUGUGAACUUUGACUCCCAUUCCUCAAUUCCUUGUCUCACUU